UCACCCUCCCUCAGACCCCAAGAAACCUACAUCUCCAUAACUCAAAAUUCCAAUUUCUCUCUUUUUUUUCCUUUUAAUCUCUUUAUUUUUUUUCUCUUUUUUUGGGUUUAUUUUUGAGAUUGGGAUGCAUAGGCUUGUUGUUUGAAGGGUGUUCUGAAUUGGGUUUUGUUUGGUUUGUGGGAUUGUAUGAGAGAGAGAGAGAGAGAGAGAGAAUGGGAACUGAGGAAGAAAAGCAUGAUCAUGGUCAAAGUUCAUGCCAGGGGCAAGGAGAAGUUGACGUGCCACUUGACAAGGUUGAAGAUUCAGUAGUAGUUGCUGAAGAAGCACCCCAAGUUCAUCCAUGGAAGCGACAAAAUCUCCACCUGGAGAUACCCACGAGACCAUCCGAAGAUUGUGUUCAGGAUUUUGUUGCAAUAAAGAUGCCUCCAACACCGAGUCCCACUCCUAGGAAAGUAAAUUUUCUCUUGACACCUGGUUCUGUAGAUGGAAGAAUGAGUGGAUCGCCAGGGCCCUCUUCAGCUAAAGGCAAAUCAUCUAUAAAAUCUCUUUUACCAAAACUAAGCUUCAAGUAUCGAAGUACUGCUGAUGCGGAGAAGGCUUCCAACCUAGCUUCAGAAGGUUCUUCUACAGGAGUUCGGGAAAAAGCUUCCAUCUCAAGGUCACUGUCUCUCACAAAAUUAUUCACACCGAAGAUGAAGAGAACAUCAUCCCUACCUGUAACUCCAAUGGCACUUGCACUCCGAGAAUCUGCACACGGCGGAAGUGUUGGUGGCUCUCUGAAUUCAAUUAGGAAAGAAUCCAAAAGACAGAUAGCUCGCUCACUUUCAGUCCCAGUCAACCAUAAAGAAGUGAACUUAAGGAGGAUGGAUUCAUUUUUUCGUGUAUUUCCUUCCACUCCUCGAGUCAAGGAAGGAGAUGAUGUAUCAAUUAGUUCCCCAACAGAAGAUGCUGGGAAAGAUGAUGAUAAUGGUGAAGACAUAUCUGAGGAAGAGGCCGUCUGUAGAAUUUGUCUUGUGGAACUGUGUGAAGGGGGUGAGACUCUCAAAAUGGAAUGCAGUUGCAAAGGUGAACUUGCUCUGGCUCACCAAGAAUGUGCUAUUAAAUGGUUUAGCAUCAAAGGUAACAAGACCUGUGAUGUGUGUAAGCAAGACGUUCAAAACCUGCCUGUCACUCUAUUACGAAUUCAAAGUGUUCGAGCUCGAAAUGCUGGUGCAAGUUUAUAUGGGCAGGAAGAUGCUAAUGGGAACAGGGUUUGGCAGGAAGUGCCUGUGCUUGUCAUUGUCAGCAUGCUUGCCUACUUUUGCUUUCUUGAGCAGCUCCUGGUGGAGAAGAUGGGUACUGGAGCAAUUGCCAUCUCUCUUCCAUUUUCAUGUGUACUGGGUCUCCUCUCAUCCAUGACCUCAUCAACCAUGGUGCAAAGAAGAUUUGUCUGGGUUUAUGCAUCGGUUCAGUUUGCUCUGGUGGUUCUAUUUGCACAUAUAUUUUACUCGUUGGUCCGCGUGCAAGCAGUUCUUUGUAUUCUCCUCGCAACAUUUGCCGGGUUGGGAGUUGCAAUGAGUGGGAGUUCCAUCAUCGUCGAGUCCUUGAGAUGGAGAAGAAGAUGGCAAACUGCAUCCGAGCAACGUCAGAUGUCCUAAUUGUCGACAUGAGUCACAUGACUAGAGCAGUUCCCAGGAACCAUAAAUUCACACAGGAGUCCAAUCUUUAUUGUAAGGUCAUCAAUGGCUGACAUCACGUGUUUAAGCUUAUAGCGGAGAUAUGAGUUUCGAUAAUUUUUGUAAAUAUCCUGGAAUUUUGUAUGCUUCCUAUGUUUAAUACAAGAUUUGAGAUUGUAUA
Messenger RNA from Pyrus x bretschneideri (Chinese white pear), 1836 nucleotides. RefSeq lists its product as uncharacterized. Bases 213 to 1637 code for a protein of 474 amino acids. The transcript has 8 exons. The record is from RefSeq and is a predicted model, not a curated record. NCBI's taxonomy places the organism in Eukaryota, Viridiplantae, Streptophyta, Magnoliopsida, Rosales, Rosaceae. Gene Ontology annotation, molecular function: zinc ion binding.